CAAAUAUGACAGAUACACGCUACUAGCAGUAAAAGAGGAAAACAAAUGAAGCAAGAGCUAACACCUGUCGCUUGCUCUUUAGGGAUCGACUAAUGCUCUUACUGAUUCACUCUGGCGAGAGGCUGCAGCUGCUAACUGUCAGCAUCAUGUUACAUUUUCACCUAUAAACCCAGAAGUUUGCCCUAGCGUAGGGCAGAACAAUGCUGAAAAAAUAUUUAAUACUAGACGUCUUCAUACGAUUUUAAAUACAAAAGCUGUUGUUAAUCCUGAACAACAUGGCUCCAUCGUGCAAACCCAGCAAACCUGGUUAUCUUAGGGAUGAAGGGGACUAUUACACAGUGAAAGAAGAUCGGAAGACUCGCAAGCCACUGAUAGAGAAAAAGAGACGAGCUCGCAUUAACGAAAGCUUGCAAGAACUGAGACUGAUUCUGGCGGAUACGGAACUGCAGUCGAAAAUGGAGAAUGCGGAGGUCCUGGAGAUGACCGUGAAACGUGUCCAAAACAUACUUCGCAACAGAAAUGUUGAAACAGACAGGUUUAACCAGGAAGCGAACGAGAGGUUUGCAGCUGGCUACAUCCAGUGCAUGCAUGAGGUGCACACUUUCGUCUCAAACUGCCCCGGGAUCGACUCUGUAGUGGCCGCCGAGUUACUGAACCACCUCUUGGAGUCUAUGCCAUUGAGCGAAGACAACUUUCAGGAUUUACUGGGCGAGUUAAUGGCCGAGACUGGCUCCUCCGGCGUUUGGCCUGGGCCCGAUGAUGUGUGCCAUUUAUUGGCGUCCCCCGGAGGAGGUAUCCAGACCAGUCCCUCAGCACUGUCUCCUUUAUCCACUGCUUCCAGUGAUGACCUGUGCUCCGAUCUGGAUGAAGCGGAUUCGCCUACUGCCGGACAAAGUCCUUUGCUGCAAGAAAAGGUCGAUAAUUCUAGGACAGAUAGCACGUCCCCUGUAAUGUAUUCGAAAUCGAUCUGGAGGCCGUGGUAACUGAUUGGAUCUAAGUGAAAUAAAUUUACAGAGCUACCUAGUUUGAAUGGGACAUCGGUUCACCCGUUUUAAAAGCCAGUAGCAAGUCAUCACUACCUUCAAUGAGCAAUACUGAGUGUCUAACAAGUGCAGCAAUUAUGCGUAAUGGGGAAAUAAAUACGGUUAAAGAAACUGAACGAAAAAUAGCACUGGGAAUAACACAAAACAAUUGGCCGAUAUCCUAUAUUGAAGGUUAGCAAUUUUAGAUACUGUCAUGCAUUUCUAAUGGAACUAGCAUCUCCAGGUCAAGAUUUCUUAGUAAACAGAAACAUGAAACAGAGCGCUUCAAUAAAGCACGACGUUUAACUGAUUUUUUUUUACCUUUGUGGAGUGCAAAUAUGCUCGUGCACACAUGAAUGAACAUGUAAACAUUCUACUUGUAGUGGUAAAACAAAGUUUAAUAUUCCCUUAAAGGGAUUCACUUGGAGCUAGAAUUAUUGCUAACAGGGUCCACAGUUCCUCCCUUCAGUGAAGGAAGACAGACUGAAUUAGAUUUGUGCAAGCCAUAAACGUUAGAUGUAAAUGUUCUUAUUAAUUCUAGGGAAAUGCCUUUAGGAAACUUGUAUACCUGAUCCCUGUGCAUUUGAUCCCAGUUACAUUGGCAAUGUUAUGCUAGCACAUUAACCUGAGUUUUUUUUUAAUUGUACGUAUAUUUGUCUGUCAUGUAAUUGGAAUUUUGUUAUGUUUUGUCAUUUAAAUAAACUUUUACCACUUGUUAAAGAAUGACUAUUUACUAACUUAUAAGUACAUACUUUGCCAUCUCCUUAUGCCAUUAAACGAAGUACAGAUGGAAUGGCACCUAGCUUGCCCUAUGACAAACUCUACUAAUGCAAUUAUUUGGAUUUGAUAUUGUACAAAGCUAUUACUUAA
Rhincodon typus (whale shark) is the source of this 1892-nucleotide messenger RNA. Its product is annotated as transcription cofactor HES-6-like. The transcript is spliced from 5 exons. Gene Ontology annotation, biological process: anterior/posterior pattern specification; regulation of transcription by RNA polymerase II; regulation of neurogenesis. The coding region runs from base 276 to 983 and encodes 235 amino acids. Gene Ontology annotation, cellular component: nucleus. NCBI's taxonomy places the organism in Eukaryota, Metazoa, Chordata, Chondrichthyes, Orectolobiformes, Rhincodontidae. The record is from RefSeq and is a predicted model, not a curated record. Gene Ontology annotation, molecular function: DNA-binding transcription factor activity, RNA polymerase II-specific; protein dimerization activity; RNA polymerase II cis-regulatory region sequence-specific DNA binding.